AUGAACAUGCCACCGCCACACGGCCCCGGCGCGGGUCACCCAGGUCACCCAGGCAUGGGCCCAUCAGCCUCGCCUUCCCCUGGCAUGAUGUCCCGACCUCAACCGCACCAACAAUUCGUCCCGCAGCACCCUUCCCAACAGCACUACAUGGACUCGCCCACGCCUUCCUCCAACCGUGGUCGCAAGCGCAAGCUCACCGUCCAGCACGGUCACCAACAACACCCGCACCCGCACCAGCAGCAGCCGCACCGCCGACCGUCGAUGCACGCCCCGCACGGCCACCCUCCGCACCCCGGCUUCCCCGGUCGACCCAUGCCCCCAUUUUUGGGACUAAACCUGCCCCCCACCAUCGCGGACGAGAUGUCCGAAUCCAUCUUUGACGAUCUCGACCGUCUCACGCCGCGAGACCUCGCCGUUGCACGGUACGCCAAGAACCACGAGCUGCUGAGCAUGGUAUUCGACGCAAGGCGGAUCGAUACGUUGACGCCUGCGCCGUCUCCGUAUGCAGAUGUGAAGGAGGAGGAUCUGAAGUCGAAAGUGGAGCGUAUUCAGGAGGAGACGGCGCAGAUGGAGAAGGAGCACGCGGAAAAGCUGAGGCUGCUGCGCGAGGGUGCGAGCGCCAAGAAGGGGGCACCGGUUAAGCAGGGUGAGGCGGAGACGGACGUGCCAGUGUGGGGAGAAAACGCGUCGAGGGGUCGGAUUUUGGGUGUUGGAUUCGUGCGUGCUGAGACGCCGGAGGCGCUGCGACCGCCCAAGCCUGUUGCGGAGGGUGGGGAUGAACAGAUGAAGACGGUGGAGGAGAGCGAGGAGGACAAGGCGAUGGAAGCAGAGCGCAGACAGGCGGAGAAGGAGGCGAUUGAGAAAAUCAACCUCGAGCUUGGGGUGACGCAGCCCCCGGUCGAGGUCGCUGCUCCUGCGCCUGCUCCUGCACCCCUGCCUGCACCAGCGGCGGCGACAACGGAGACUCCGAUUGGUACAGAGACAAGUGCUCCUGCAGAGCCCGCUGCUGAUGCUGCUGCAACGACCGAGCAGACGAGCACGGAGAUCAACCCGCCCGUCAGCGCCGCGGAAGAGCCGCCUGCUGCACCCGUCCUGCCGCACGCCGAAACGCCGGCUGAUGCUGCUGUCCCCGAGCCUGUCAUUGCAGCAGAAGAACCCGCUCCCGUCGAAGCAGCCGCACCAAUUGCACCAGAGAGCUCAAGCGAAGCCGCUGUCGAGGCGCCCGCCGCGUCAGCCGACACAGCAGCCGCAGUGCAAGCAGUAGCCUCGCAACCAGACACGCUUGCCGACGUGGCCAUGCUCGACCAGCCCACGGCGCCCCCAGCGGAGGAAGCGGUGCAGGCCAUCGCCGAUGCUACCGACGUGCCUGUCGAGGAGGUCGUCGAGGCUGUUCAAGACGCUGCGCCCGAGGCCGUCGUCGCCGCGGAGGUCGAGCAUGAACCCAGCACCGACGCAUAG
This is a messenger RNA of Kalmanozyma brasiliensis GHG001, 1458 nucleotides long. RefSeq lists its product as uncharacterized. The record is from RefSeq and is a predicted model, not a curated record. Lineage: Eukaryota; Fungi; Basidiomycota; Ustilaginomycetes; Ustilaginales. The coding region runs from base 1 to 1458 and encodes 485 amino acids. The transcript has a single exon.